Messenger RNA from Chrysoperla carnea, 4121 nucleotides. It is a transcript of the gene stumps, whose product is annotated as phosphoinositide 3-kinase adapter protein 1. Lineage: Eukaryota; Metazoa; Arthropoda; Insecta; Neuroptera; Chrysopidae. The record is from RefSeq and is a predicted model, not a curated record. Bases 99 to 3917 code for a protein of 1272 amino acids. Gene Ontology annotation, cellular component: cytosol. The transcript has 14 exons. Gene Ontology annotation, molecular function: fibroblast growth factor receptor binding; transmembrane receptor protein tyrosine kinase adaptor activity.
AUUAUUAAAAAAAAACUAUUAGAAGUGCAUCUUAAAUAGAAGAAAAAGGAAAUUAUUAAAUAGAUAUAUUUAUUACCGGAAUCGAUAACUUCAGUACAAUGGCUUUAGAUAAUCCAUCAUACUUUUCAAUGUCAACGGCAACGAGUGGAGGUGCUACAGCAGUUGCUAGUGGUGUAGGUACCACAAAUCUCAUAAACGUUGGUACAUCGGCAACAUUACCAUCAGCGAAUUCACGUUCAUCAUGCAAAUUUAGUACAUUUUUUGGUACAAUCAAAAAAACAGAUACACCCUUCUCAAAUAAUUUUUCCAAUUCACAAUCUGAACAAUCUGUAUAUCAUCAGAAAACAUCACCAAAAUUAAUAACACCUCCAGCACAAAUCCCACAAACAUUUCUCACACAAAACAGUCAUCGACGUACAAACUCACAAUUAUCGACUGAAGCACGUAUACGUACCGUCUUAUUACGUUCCGUUUCAGCAAAUUCCACGGAAUCGAAUCAAGAACUAUUAAUAUUGGGUGAACCACGCCCUAGUGAUAUUGCACCGUCUACAUCUUUUCAAAAUUUAUUUAAUUUCAAUGAUGACGAUGAUAAUGACGGUAUCGCAAGACAAUCUCCUUGUUCAAAUUCACCGACCACAUCGUUACAAUCGGAUAAUUAUAUCAACUCCAUUUUGAAAUCAUCACGUAAAUCUUCAGACAAUUUAAUUUAUUCCCCGUUACCCACAACGUCUGAUGACAUUUACAGUGCUGAUGAAGAUUCAGUAUUUUUAAAUGAGAAUUCUGUACGAUAUUAUAAUCUUACAUCAAAAGUACAAAGACGUAGACAUUCAUUUGGUGCCGCUUCGUCGGGUGGAUCUUCAUCCAACACAUAUUUUCGUGAUCGAAAAGGUAGUAUUAGUAGUGCUGUAUCGGGUGGAUAUUCUGUGUCUACUAUACGUGAGAUAAAAGACAAUAAUUAUGAAGCGGCAGCUACUGGCUCAGAUGAAACAGAUAGUGUAAUUAUUCAUGCAACUGCGAAUGGUGAAACAAUUAAACCGAUAAUAACGACAAAUAAUGACACUUUAAGUCGUCGUGGAAGCUUGAUUGCUGGUAGUGUUAUCGAUCGAACACAAUCACCAGUGUUAAUUGAUAAUAGUGGCAAUAAUGGACCUUUUGUGCAACGUAACCAAAAGAAAUGUCAUCGAUGUACAACAGUUAAAGGAGGAAUAAAAAUAAAUAAAAUGUGCAACGGAACAGGAAACACGUUGGACGAUAUUGUAAUAAUAUUCAGUCGUGCUUCAGAGGUGGCUGGUUUAUGGGCGCCAUACUUGAGUACAUGCUUUGAUCAAAUCAGUCAACAACGCGCACCAAGACAUCCAUUUAAAGUACUUCAUAUGAGUGUCGAAGAAAUAAACGAUGGUGUCGGUGCAAAUAUGGAAGAACGAUUGGCCACAGUCAAAUUACAAAUAAUUAUUAUUUGUCCAACAUUAAUUAAUACUGUUAACGAUAUUGUAACACAAAAUGGUACCUCAGAAAAGAAUUUGUUUAAUCGUAUAUUUCAACCGGAUCGUACAUUAGGAAUGUUGUUAGGUGUCACGGAUGAUGACAUCACGGACAAACACAAAUCUGUUUUAUCAUGUUACCAUCAUUGGAAACGUAUUGCCGUUAAAGAUCAAGAUCCACAAUUAGUUGGUGAAUUCUUGGACUCAGCAAUGACAAUAAUUAGUCGUAUUGCUCGACAACAAUAUAUUGCUGCACAACAAGAAAAGUCACAAUUUUCUGUUGUUCCAAAAAAGGUCAAAACUGGCCAACGGCGGGUGAUUGUACUACUUAAUGAUCCAUUACAACGUGAUGAUAUUGUGAAAGUAAGUGUUGAUAAAAGCAUUGAAAUGAUUGAAGUCUCAACAGUAAAACGUCGUAAUCCAUAUACAUUACAAUUUUCAAUACCCGAAAGUUGUUUAGAAGUCUCUAUGAUGAUAAAUGUUGUUGUGGAAAAAAAUGGUUCAUUAUUGGGUAGUCAACCAGUCAAAUGUGAAAGUCGUUUACGUGAAUUGGAUCAAUUGCUACGUUCAAACGAUAAUCCAAUUGAAUUUAUGUGCCAGACUCUAGGAUUUUCCAGCACAAAUCAUGAACAAUUAGAUAAUUUUAUGGUGCACGCAUUUCAACGGAAUCUCCCACCUCAUUUUAACUUAUUAAUGCCAUCUGGUUUACCAACUUUAUCACCUACACCAAAAACAACUGCAGAAGAAUAUCCAACACUUUUACAUUUUGCAGCAAAAUUUGGUUUAGAAAAAUUAGCAUGGCAGUUGUUAGAAUGUCCUGGUGGUGAACAAGCCUGUGAAAUAAGAAAUUUCUCAGAAAUGACUCCAGCAGAAAUUGCUGAGAAUUCUGGACAUUUGCGUUUGGCUCAAACUUUACGUGGAUACAUGCAAAUGAAUGAAUUCAGUAAUAUGUAUCACAUGUUAAAAGGUAUGAGUGAAAAAACCGACCACAGCGGAGGCGUAUCAGGGAAGAGUGAUGAAUAUUUACUUCCACGACCAGUCGGUGAAACGUACAGUGUACCUCCAUCAGCGAAACCAUUCUCUCCACCUUCUUCACUGUCAUUACCAAUUACUGGUUACAUGGAAAUGAACUCAAAUGGUGAGCUAGGUAAGCAGUCAUCAGCACACACACCAUCUCCGAAAUCGACACUAUCAAAUCACUCAUUUGGAAUGUUAUCAAACAGUAAUUUAAGUCCCGUACCAACACCAACAAUUCCUCUUGAUAAAUUUCACGAAAUCAAACAAAUGAGUACCAGUCCGAAAUUGACAAAUACAUUACAAAGGAACAAAGAGCAUCAAAUAAAAUGUUCAAAAUCAUCGCAGAAUAUUUUACAAGAAGAUCACGUUCAAGCUGAAUUAGCUGAAAUUAUAAAUGAAUUUAAAAAUAAUGUAUUCACAAUUCAAGAGGUUGAGCAGCUAGUGGAAAAUUGGAAAAAUCGUAAUGAUGUACAACAAUCAUUUCGUGAUAAGCAUGAUGCAUUAAUUAAAAUGCGUGAAGAAUAUGAGCGUAUACAAAAAUUAAUGAAAGAAUCAGAUAAUCAUAAAACAUCAACACCAUUUGACCGAUUGAAAAGAUUCUUCUCACGAAACAAAACGAAAUCUCAUAAUGAUAGCGAAAAUUCAUCAUCUACAAUAAAUCAUCAUACAUCUAGUCAAAGCUCCAGUCAACUUAAAUCAAAUAUUAAAGAUAAUCUUUGUCAAAACCAUAGACCUGUUAGUAGUUUAAGUCAAAGCAGUUCAAGUUCAUCUUCAUCAGCUCGUAUGAGUACCGCCAGCGGUUGUAGCGGUAUUUCUUUUGGUGAUAGCGGAACACAUUCAGAUGUUGAAGAGCGAAAACAUCUAUUCACAUUUCAUUCAAAUUUAGAACAACAUAGCAAUAGUAAUACUCUUGGUGGAAGUUCAAAUUACAAUUAUUUAAUACCACCAGCACCAAAACCGGUAUUUAAAUAUGGUGGUAGUACACCACCAGCACCUGGCAGAAUAUCACCACAAACACCAUGGAAAUUUAAAUCAAUCGAUGAAUCCAAUAAUACAAAUGAAACACGUCCAAAUAAUGAAUACUACAUUCAAUUUCCACCAUCCGGAAUGCCAGUCUCUUCAAAUUUUGAUGGAAAACUGGAUCAAAUCAAAGAACUUGAUUUACAUUUAUCUGAAGAAAGUCUGAUUGAUGAGCCCAUAAAACCACCAUUAGGAACAAAUUCACAAGAAUAUAUCAAUAUAUCAGCGAAAAUAGCACAAAAAGAAUUAUUAGAAGAUAGUAAUGAAGAUUAUUUAAAUGAAGAUGAAAAUGACGUGGAGGAACGUUUAUUACCUGAAUACAUGAAUUUCCAACCAGUUAACUCAAUUAAAAAAAAUAAGUCACUACCUCCAAAUAAACCAAAGAGAAACAAUUCAUAAACAUUAACCAUUUUUAGAUAUCUCAAUAUUUUUACAGUAUUAUUUAUUGAAAAUAAACACAAAUCGUAUAAAAAUGUUUCGAAAUUAUUUUUCCCAACGAUAGCUUUAAGCUCUCUCAAACAUCAUUCUUACACUCAAUGAAUUCUUUGUAAUAAAUAUCUCAUCAUUAAGCAUCAUUUAGAAUACAAAUCAAACGAAAGUAUG